This is a messenger RNA of Trichobilharzia szidati, 546 nucleotides long. The record is from the annotation of a GenBank genome assembly. Lineage: Eukaryota; Metazoa; Platyhelminthes; Trematoda; Strigeidida; Schistosomatidae.
CAGGUGGAUAGCUUAGGUCAUUCACCACCAGGAGAAUAUGGUCGUUUCAUGCCUGCUAGUCUUGGUGAAUUACAACACCGGACAAGGACAAGAGAAACUCGGCAUCAUUCAAUUACUCCAGGUGUUGGUACACUUCCUCAACCACCCUUACUACCACCACAUUUAUUACAGGGGAUUUUGAAUAUGGACACGAAUCUUCAUUGUGAUCCUAAUUUGCUUCCUCAACCAAAUCAUGUAAUUGUCAAUCAUUUAUACGCUCUUUCAAUAAAAGAUGGCGUCAUUGUCCUCAGCGUCAUAACUCGCUUCCGACAGAAGUUUGUAUCUACUCUAUUUUACAGACCUAUUGAAAGAUAAGUGCACACUUCACGGCAGAUAUUGUGUCUUCUAUACAUAUACAAUCUCUAUCUCAGGGAUCCAUCUACGCGUUUAUAUCAUCGGGUUAUUUCUACUGCGAUAUAUACAUAUAUAUUUGAAAUUUGUGCCUAGAGCCCGUUUGUAUAAACCUUUUAAAACUGUAUUCGCUUUUUACUUCAUAUGGCUCCCCAC